AUGGACAUGGACGGCAUGGAUAUGGGAAAUGAUCAAUCCUCUGGUAGCGAUAGCAGUGGUGGUGGCAUGCAUAUGAUGAUGAGCAUGGGCACUUUUCACUGGUCUUCCACCGGGGAUGCUAUCUUGUUUGAUGCGUGGAUGCCAAAAUCCGAGUCUGGUUAUAUCGGUGCAUGCUUUGGUCUCCUUUUUCUCUCAAUUCUCUCGCGUGGUAUCAUUGCUAUUGAGAUCUAUUUUGUCGCAUGGGCUUCGAAACGCUUUCAAAAUAUCCAUGGCGACGACCAUGAAUCAUCAGCUUGUGCCAAUCCUUCUUUUGUUAAAAGCCAGCAGCAGCAACAGAUUCAAAAGCAUAAAGACGGCUCAGCAACCAUCGCCUUGGAUAGUCCUGGCAACAAUGCAGCCCACGAAUACUAUGCUCGAUAUCCAAAACCCCUGGAUCUGCCACAAAUACCACCCUUCGCUUGGACCAUCGACACCGUACGCAGCUUCCUCACAACAUUGGCAUCCUUUGUCAAUUACUUGCUCAUGUUGAUCGUCAUGACUGGCAAUGGUGGUUUCUUUAUUGUCAUUAUUGUUGGCAUCUUUAUUGGUGAAAUGAUGUUUGGUCGUUUCCGUUCCUUGGGUGGCUUCCGUGGUGAUGAACAUGCACAUUGA
Lichtheimia ornata is the source of this 651-nucleotide messenger RNA. RefSeq lists its product as uncharacterized. NCBI's taxonomy places the organism in Eukaryota, Fungi, Mucoromycota, Mucoromycetes, Mucorales, Lichtheimiaceae. Gene Ontology annotation, biological process: copper ion transmembrane transport; intracellular copper ion homeostasis. Gene Ontology annotation, cellular component: plasma membrane. The record is from RefSeq and is a predicted model, not a curated record. The transcript is spliced from 2 exons. Gene Ontology annotation, molecular function: copper ion transmembrane transporter activity. Bases 1 to 651 code for a protein of 216 amino acids.